Molecule: messenger RNA, 10130 nt
Organism: Mercenaria mercenaria
Lineage: Eukaryota; Metazoa; Mollusca; Bivalvia; Venerida; Veneridae
Product: G-protein coupled receptor-associated protein LMBRD2-like
Exons: 13
Coding region: 119-2272 (717 amino acids)
Cellular component (GO): membrane
Source: RefSeq, a predicted model, not a curated record
GGAAAAGUCCGGAAAAGCUGGGUACCAUAUUUGACAACUUCCGGAUUUACGUCAACGCAGAAAAUCGAUUUAAUUUACAGAUUUUGGUUGAAUUAGAGAUGUGAAAAGAACCCUCAAGAUGAGUGCAGGGCCUCUUGUUAUUGAGAUUGUAUUAACGUGUUUCCUGGCUGCAAUUCUCCUACAUCGCUAUGGAGAUCUACGUAAACAACAUGUACUUGUGACAUUGUUUACAUUUAUAGCAUGGUAUUUUUCAUUCAUGAUCAUCUUUAUCCUGCCACUGGAUGUCUCUAGUACAUUCUACAAACAAUGCUUAGAGGAGAGAACCAGAAGUUUACCAGUGACAACAACGACAACAACUAUUGCACCUUCCAAUGUAACAAGCAGUAAGAAUGGUACAACCACACCAGAUCCUAGCAGCCAUAUGCUGCAGCGACGGGCGGUGCUAGAGGAGCCAUGUCAGAUGCCUGUUAGUCACGUCCCAGAUAAUGUGUUGCCAACCCUCUGGAAGAUUGUUUACUGGACAUCCCAGUUCCUUACAUGGUUGCUUCUUCCAAUGAUGCAGUCAUACUCAAGAGCCGGCGAUUUCACUGUUGCUGGUAAAAUGAAGUCGGCACUGAUAGAAAAUGCACUGUAUUAUGGAACGUACUUGCUUAUAUUUGGUGUUUGUUUGAUCUACGUGGCUGCCAGACCAGAUCUUAAUAUAGAUGCAGAGAAGUUGAAGGUUAUAGGUGUGACAGCAAGUAACACCUGGGGAUUGUUCUUGCUGGUUUUACUGCUGGGUUAUGGUCUUGUCGAGGUGCCAAGGUACGUGUGGAAUAACGCCAAACAUUCCUACAUGCUGUCUAGGACAUAUUUCAAGAUCGCCAAACAGAGUACAGAGAAAACAGAGGCUGAGGAGAACCUGGAAGAUGUUUUAGAGGAAGUAAAACAAGCCUCAGAGAAGAUACGUUACAACCAUUCCCUGAGAAAACAUGUGGAAACCAUUCUUGAAAAGUGUCCUGAGUCAGUGAGAAACAGUGUGAACCGAACUGAAGAUUAUGAGGACUAUAACAAGAGUAUUGAGACUCCGUCAGAGAAAGCUCUUGUCAAACUGCAUCGUAAUGUGAUAUAUGCGAUGCAGACGCACAAACGGCACCAGACACAAUGGAAUAUGAUGAUGCAGAAAUCGUUUGAGUUAGAGGAUCGUAUACUUAAUGAUAUGAGUAUUGACAAAAGAUACAAACAUAGCUUUCCCGUGCAAAGGAACAAGUUUAUUCAGCACUUUUAUACCUCCAAUAUAGAAUGGUAUUGGAAGUGUCUAUGUGAGCCAUGGGUUUGCCGUGUUCUAGCGGUUAUCCUGACUAUUGUAUCAUUUAUGGUUGUUUGGUCAGAAUGUUUGUUCUUCAUUAAAAGUCCAGUUCUCUCAAUCUUUGCUGUAUUUAUCAACCUGGCCAAAGAAAACUAUGAUUAUGUUUAUAUUGAGUUGGCCAGUAUACUAACAAUAGCGUACCUGUGUACAUGUGCUUACUAUAGUGUGUUCCAGAUAAAAAUACUCAACUAUUAUUACAUCGCACCACACCAUCAAACGAACGAGUACAGUCUUAUCUUUACUGGCAUGUUGCUUUGUCGUCUUACACCUCCGAUGUGUCUUAAUUUCCUGGGACUGAUUCACCUUGACAGUCAUGUGACACACUCGGAAAAUAUUCGCGAGACUGCAUAUACCUUGAUUAUGGGCCAUAUGGAUGUGAUACCAAUAAUUUCUGAUGGUUUCAACAUAUAUUUCCCAAUAAUGAUAGUGUUACUAUGUAUAUGUACGUACUUUAGUCUGGGUAGUCGGAUACUCCACUUUCUGGGCAUUAAUCAAUUUAUUGGAGAUGAUGAUCUCACCUCGGAACUUGUUGAUGAAGGAAAGGAAUUAGUCAAAAGAGAGAGACGUCGAAUGGACCGUGCAGCUGAUACGGAAGCAAGACGUAGAGAAUGGAAUACAAGAUUUGGGGAUGGGAGUACAUUAACUAGAACUGUAGGAGCAAGGAUGGACUCGCCAGAGGAUGUGAAGAUCAGAUCUGGAUCAGCUAGUCAAGGUAGCUACACAAUGCCAAGGGUUCCAAACACGUAUGACAAGAGUGAGUUACUAAAUGAGGCGGAGCCUAUAGACUACAGUGAUGCUCCUGGUGAGAGUUACUCCUCCAUCAAUUCAGCCGCCGGGUACCAGGCUCAAGCCCAGCAUCCUAGGAUCAAACCACCAAGGCCGGGAUCUCGAGCUCCACCAAAAGGGAUCUUUGAUGAUGUUUGAUUAGUUUUUAAUGUUAGUUGGAACAUAUUGAUAUAAAAAACCUGACAUUAUUACCCAAAUAAUCUGGAUGCAGUUUUUGAAUGUGUAGUUAAAUGUUCUAUUUAUUGAGCAGGACUGGGUAGCAUCAGAGGGAGAACAUAAAGAUUGCCAGUCAACGAUCAGCUGUAAUAAUGCUCAGUUUAAAAACUCUAGUAGCCCGCCCGCUUAGCUCAGUAGGUAAGAGCGUUGGUCUACGGAUCGCGGGGUCGCGAGUUCGAUCCUUGGGCGGGGCGUAUGUUCUCUGUGACUAUUUGAUAAACGACAUUGUGUCUGAAAUCAUUAGUCCUCCACCUCUGACUCAUGUGGGGAAGUUGGCAGUUACUUGCGGAGAACAGGUUUGUACUGGUACAGAAUCCAGGAACACCGGUUAGGUUAACUGCCCGCCGUUACAUGACUGAAAUACUGUUGAAAAAUGGCGUUAAACCCAAAACAAACAAACAAAUAAAAACUCUAGCAUCUGAUUGGCACUGAAAACUGAAUACUUUACAAACAAAGGACACAAGCAUUUGAUAAACACAGGCAUUAAUGGUAGAAGUUAGGGAUAAAAGAUGAAAAUGUUGUGGGAAACAUUGAAGUUUUUCCAUUGCCAUGGUUUUAGAUUUGAAAACCACAUUGAUUGAAGACGGUCAUAUUCAAACCUAUUACAAGGUGAAUUUGUUUGAUAUUCUGUUAUAUGGGGAAAGUUUGUGUUUUUAGUCCCCUGGCAGUGUUUCACCUGAGGGGACAUAUAGUUUGCCCAUUGUCUGUCCAUCUGUCAGUCAUAACUUUUAGAGAGCAAGACAUUUUUAGAACAUACUUAGAAAGCAAUGUUUGAAAUGUACAGAUGGUUUUAUUUUGUUCAUUUAUUGAUUUGAUGUCCGUCUGUUCAUCUGCAGGCACAAGAGAUAAAUCCUUUGUUAAUGUUGAUACUACACAGAAUUGUUUUUAUGAAAUCUGACUUGUAGUUGGUAGGCUAUUUAAAGAAAUGUAGGUUCUUCAUUUAAAUUUCAGUCUAACAAGAUGUGGUUCCUGUUGCAGUAAAUGUAACAUAUGUGCUUUCUAUUAGGGGCUUUUAUUGCUUGGAAAUAAUCUUGUUGAAUGCGGUGUAGUAGACAUUUUACAGAUGAUAAAGAUUUCAAUUUUGAUUUUGUUGAUGUUUAUUAGUAUUAUUGUAGUAGAUACUAUUUUAUAGUUGAAAUUUGCUUAGCUUAAUGUCUGCAUUCUCCAAAGAUGAAGCUUAAUUGGGCCAAAACUUAAUCUGAGGCUUUAUAUUGUAAUGAAGUCACACAUGGUUUAUCUGUUAAUGAUCUGCCUUUCUUUAUGUAUUGUUGUGCUUUCAAAAGAAUACAGCAUGUGCACUAAGAUUUGGUGUACAAGUGAAAAUAUCUUAAGCCUUAAUGUUUAUGUGGUUUUAAAUGAAAAAAUGAAAUAGCAUCAUAGUAAUUGCACACUUGCAUUAUGCUUCAUAUGUAUAUGCUUACAUAAACCUUGCAUUUAGUAGUGAAAAGAGAAUUGGGGCUAGAUCCUUUUUUUUUAGAAAUUUAGGCAGUCUUCUUAUUCAAGCUUUAUGAAAGUUCUCCCUUCUGUUGAGUUAUACUCUGUGUAAAGAAUCGCAAACAUUCCAUGUCAUUGAGGUGCCGGAAACAUACAGUCAAAAGGUAGAACCUCAAAUUUUCAAAGAUAAAUACACACCAAAUGAAGUCUAGAAACCAGUUUUUAAGGCCUUCAGGUAAUAAAAAUUAUUCCAUAGAUACGCUUUAUAUAAAAUUCAUGUUUACAGUUGAAUCUGCAUCAGUCACCUGUAUUAAGCAGCAACUUGCCUUAAGCAGUCAGCAAACUUCUCAAUUUUGAUUUUUGUUUUUUUUAAAUUUCAAUUUGUCUUAAGCAACUGCCUGCAUUAAGCACCUUGAUUGUGUUGCUUCCUUGGCUGGAUGCUUAAUGCAAGUUUGACUGUAUACAAGUAAUUGAAAUUUCUAGUAUUUUGUUUGGUGUUCACAAAGAAUGACCACUUUUGCCUCGUGAGUACAUAUUUAUCGGGUACUUAAAGCAUUUAUAUCUAUUUGUAUUCUUCCAUGUGGUGGAAAAUGAACAGGGGUUUAGACAUGAUAACAAUUUUUCAUUUCCGUAACAAAGACUGUUGGGGUAUAUUUGUCUGUGUAUGAUUUGCCAUUGCUUUAGAUGUUUCUGUCAGCUUAUUAAGUGGAUUUUUUUUUAAACAAUUUGAUAAUAAAAGUGAAGUAACACUUGGUAUUUUAUAUGGAGGACAAUGUAUUGAUCUGUAGUACCUGUGUCUAUACAGUCAAGCAUGUGCUAAACACCUAUAAACAUCAGAGACCACCUGGCUCUUACAACCAUUAAUUUCAUUUUGGAUUUAAAAGUAAAAUACAGUUAGGAUCCCUCAAGGGUAAGAUACAAGUUUGAGUGUACACAGUGUAGUUGUACAGGAGUCGGGAUAUAUGAUAAUUGACUUGUGAUGUUUGGACUAUACAUGUGUGUAGAAUAAGUUUUUACUGUAAUACACAUGUACAGUCUAACCUGUGUUAAGCAGCCAGCCAGGGGAAGCAGACAAUUUGGCCGCUGAAGCCAGGUGACCGCUGAUCGGAGAUGCAGCCAGUAUAUGUAUUUUUUUAGACUUCCGACCAGUUUAGCCUUCAGUUUCUAUCAUUAUUUUACCAAGAUACCUUGACGUGCAUUUGCCUUUGCAAUUGCUUCUAAGCAAUAUAAAAUUCCGGCGUGAUUUUUUAACAACAAGAAUUGUUACAGACAAUUUUCCAACUUCAAAACAAGUUUGUUUACAAUUUUAGCCAUUUGGGUAAGGGAAGCUACUCUCCGCGCUUACUGUCUACGCUAAAAUCUAAGAUCGCCGUUAUGUUCCGUAAAAGAUCGAGUGGUUUAUAUUUCUUUCAAACACAAUAAAUUUCGUAUAAAUUUAAUAGCGUUUUGAUGAAAGAAAUAUAAAGAAUACCAAAUAGUAUGCUACUAAUUAGAUAUCGAGUAUUAUCUUUAACCAAGAUCAAACUGUGAACAACAAAAUUGACACGAGGUGACAAGCUAAUUGCCGAAAAUUACUGGCAAUUUGAUCGGAACAAAAAGUGGAUCACACCUUUGAUUAUCAGUUUUAAUUGAUAAGCUCAUGUCAUUUUGGCUUCUUUGUGGUGAAGUCACGCGAGACUAAGCAAUGACGUGUUUCUCAAAAAUAGGGUAUCGUCGGCGAUCAUCGCCUAAAAAUAAUUUGUUUUGGAAGAAACAUGGCCGCUAAAAGGGGUCAAAUACGGCGGUCGGGAGGCAAUUUUGGUGGCCGCUGGCUGCGGACGGGAGGUGGCCACUGAAUAAAGUGAUAAAAUAGAGGAAAAUCCAUCGGGGGCGUCAUAAAAUGACCGCUGAUCGGAGGUGACCGUUAGUACAGGUUAGACUGUAUAUAGCUUGAACAUUGCACACAGUUUCAUGGAGUAUUAAUGACUUGCCAAAUGACAAAAAAUGACACAUAAUAGAAACAGGACAAUAUGAUAGAAUUAUCAUUGUAUCAGCCAUGACAAGAUUUAUUUUGAGUUUCCAUGAUGUAAGAAGCUUUAGAAUUGGAAAGAAAGUUAAUGACAUGAAAUAAUACACUUGUUUUAAUGUUGACAUGAUGAAUAAAUGCUUUUUAUGCAGCAUUAUACUAUCUUCUAUACUUCUGACAUUUUAAUGGAUAUUCUUGAACAUAAAAUAUGUUGUGCAUGUGAUGAGUUCGCCAUGUCAGCAAGCACAGUUAGUAAGUCUUAGGAUUUGGACUGGAAGGGCGGAAUGUUUGAUUCCUGAUGAAGCAGGGGGUGGGGGAUGGGGUGGGGAAGUUAUUUCUCUGUUAUGAUUUGACAAAGAUUAUAUAUCUGAAGUUGUUUAUUCUCCCUGUCCUGAUUCAUGCUAGAAACUUGUCAGCCACUUGGGGGGAAACUUGUCAGCUACUUGUGGGGAAACUUGUCAGCUUGUUGAUAAUCUUAUAUAUUAAUCCAGGAACAAUAGUCUGAUGAACUGAUCGUAAUUUCGUACUGAAAUACUGUAGAAAAACUGUAAAUAUUAAAACAAAAAAACAUGUGUGAUGAAGUCCUUUGAUAACAGUGUGUUUUUUUUGGCCAUCUCAUGCAAUAAAAAUAACAUUCUCAGAUGAAUAUGACACUUUAGCACAGAUGUCUCUAGGUUUUCUUUUAAAUUUGAAAGGUAGCAAACUUUUAAGGUUAUUAUAGAGUUUGAACCAUGUAUUUAUGUUUAUUUAAACAAGGGAGAUAACCAUAGUAUAGACAGUGCAAUAGAUUAGUGUAUAGUAGUCGCAACUUGACCGCGAUGGUUGACCGUAGGCUGAUUAUUCAUAUCGAUUAUUUCAUUGUAGAAAUCAAGGGUGCUUAGUGUAGCCGUGUAUAUUUAUAUGGAAUUAGUUUGUAUACAGUUCAGUAUCAAAGUAUAUAUACUUACAUUUGAUCAGUUAAAUAUUUCCAAUACACUAAUUUAUAUUUACACAAAAUUAUAUUUCCUUUUUUUCGUGCAGCUCGUAUUUUACGUACACUACUUUUCAAUAAUAGGUUGUGCCUCAUUAUGUAUUGUAAUGCAAGGGUCAACCAUCGGGGUCAAGUUGCAUCUACUAUAUAUGUAGAGAAUAUACAUUUAGUGUUGAUAUUUCUACUUCCUGGUUGUUCUUUACUAUUGUUGGUAUUGUUUGAUAAUGUUAUAUACAUGUUAUAUACAUGCAGAUACAUGUAACAGUUUGUUAAUAUGUUAUGUAAUUUAUGUCUUUUGAAUCACAGUAGAUGUAUAGAUAUAUGUGUUAAUGUAUAUGUACAAAUGGGUAUAUGCUUAUUGUGUUAUAUAUUGUGUAAACUACAUGAGGUAAAUGUAUGUGCUUGAAAGUAUGUGAAGUAGUUUUUCUAAGCUUGAACGCACUGUAAUUGUAUAAAUCAUUAUUCACAGAAAACAGUUGUUUUGUCACAUCCAAUAUAUGAAAUAAUGUUUAUCUUUACAAAAAUGUAAGAAAGUGUAAUUGACAUUGUUAUAUAUGAACCAUUUCAGUUUCUUAUCCCUGUUUUGCUAUUUUUGUAUAUCUUCCCUAUACUUCUUAUUGAAGAAAUAGCCGAUUUAAGUUUGAAAAAUUACACAUUGUUAAUGUUUUGUUGUGUCGUUUACUUUCGUUAUUACUUUUUUGUUUAUUUUCUAUUAAGUAUAAAUUAUUUGGCCAGUAAACAUCAGUUUAAGUUUUAUGAGAAAAUGUUGUUAAGGGACAAUGUCAUGUCCUUUUUACUACAACUUUUUUCUAGUUAAGACUAACUGCACUAGAACAUUAAAUAAACCUAAUAAGUCAGCAACAAAACAGGCAGUUUUUGUCGUUUUUAAAAAUGGGUAGGUCAGGUUGCUACUUAACACUGGUAUGUCCACUGAGUGAUAUAACUGAAAUACAGCAAUGUGCUGUUGAGAACUGGUGAUAAAGAUAAACAAAUAAUUCAUAUGUUUUUUUUGGUUUGUUGUUAGUAAUAGUUCAGCUUAUUUAUUUUUAGCUCACCUGAGCAUGUAGUGGUCCUCGAUGAGCUUUUGUGAAUUUAAAAUAGUUACACACAAAUGACCCUUGGGUGACACAGAAUGUUCUUUGGUUGACCCUCUACCAAAGUUGUGAAAAGCCAUGCUGCUUUGUCAAAACAUAAAACAUAACUGUCAGGAGUUGGGCUAGUUCUGUACAUAUGGCUCUGCGAAAAAAUUGAAAAUCUCCUCAGAAUCAGCAGGUCUUGGGCAGAAAUGUUUCUUGUUAAACUGGUUUGGGGUGUGAAACUGUGGUGAGUGCUAUAGGUCCAUCAUGGCUUUCUUGUAUUAAUUUACAAAAUGGUAUCCACAGACAGCAUGAAAUCCAAUUUACUUUAAAGUGCUAGGUAGUUUACUGUCUCCUGGUAUGACAUUUCGUGUUAAAAUAGUCCCCGUAAUAUAUGACCUUUUGUGCUAAAACAGUUUCCAUAAAUAGCUACUGUUAGUCGUUUCAUGUUUCCUUGCAACAUCCUGCAUUAUUGUGAAAAUAUGAAGUACAUGCAUAUAGAAUUUAAGAAACAAAAUUUAACUUUUCAUUUGAUUUGAAGAACAUCAGUAUUCGCUUUACAUGUUUACACUCUGUUUCACUUUCUUCAUUCAGUAUCCUUGAUUGAUUGGUUUAUGAUAAUACAGUAAAUGGGAAAUAAGAAGUGGCAGGUUUUUAGGUACUUUACAAGAAAAAAGUGACACCAUUCUUUAUUGUACUAACAUUGUUUAUGUCCAUUGAUAUCAUAUUGUACCCCGGCAUUAUUCUGAUAUGAAAACUGACAUUUUACUUUUUUAUAGUAACAUUCUGCAAUGUGCAUACAUUGACAUUCUGCUAAGUAAGUCUUUGUACACUGCACAGUGACAUUCUGCUAUGUACGUCUUCUUUGUACAUUACAUAUUGACAUUCUGCUAUGCAUGUCUUCUUUGUUCUGCACAUUGACAUUCUGCUUUGUACGUCUUCUUUGUACACUGCGCAUUGACAUUCUGCUAUGUACGUCUUCUUUGUACACUGCACAUUGACAUUCUGCUAUGUAUAUCUUUGUACACUGCACAAUGACAUUCUGCUAUGUACGUCUUCUUUGUACACUACACAUUGACAUUCUGCUAUAAACGUCUUCUUUGUACACUGCGCAUUGACAUUCUGCUAUGUACGUCUUUUUUGUACACUGCACAUUGACAUUCUGCUAUGUAUGUCUUUUACCCUGUGCAUUGUACGUCUUCUUUGUACACAGCACAUUGACAUUCUGCUAUGUACAUCUUCUUUAUACACUGCACAUUGGCAUUCUGCUAUGUACGUCUUCUUUGUACACUGCACAUUGACAUUCUGCUAUGUACGUCUUCUUUGUACACAGCACAUUGACAUUCUGCUAUGUACAUCUUCUUUGUACACUACACAUUGACAUUCUGCUAUGAACUUCUUCUUUGUUCACUGCGCAUUGACAUUCUGCUAUGUACGUCUUCUUUGUGCUAUGUACGUUUUCUUUGUGCACUACGCAUUGACAUUCUGCUAUGUACGUCUUUUUUGUACACUGCACAUUGACAUUCUGCUAUGUAUGUCUUUUACACUGUGCAUUGUACGUCUUCUUUGUACACAGCACAUUGACAUUCUGCUAUGUACAUCUUCUUUAUACACUGCACAUUGACAUUCUGCUAUGUAAGUCUUCUUUGUACACUGCACAUUGACAUUCUGCUAUGUAUGUCUUCUUUGUACACAGCACAUUGACAUUCUGCUAUGUACAUCUUCUUUGUACACUACACAUUGACAUUCUGCUAAGUACGUCUUCUUUUUACACUGCACAUUUGACAUUCUACUAUGUAUGUCUUUGUACACUGCACAUUGACAUUCUGCUAAGUACGUCUUCUUUGUACACUGCACGUUGACAUUCUGCAAUAAACAUUGACAUUUUAAUAUGUACUUUUUACAUUGAUUUUCUUCUAUGUACACCAAUAUUCUGCUAUUGUCAUUGACAUUGACAUUGCCUUUUUCAUUGUAUAUGACAUUCUGCUAUGCAGACUUUACUUUGACAUUAUGUUGUUUAGAUUGAAGUCUAGUAUGAACUCUUGACAUUCUUUUAUGUACAGUGUACUUAGGCAUUUUACUGAAAGUCUGUUAGGUACAUUGACAUUCUGCUAUGUACACUGACAUUCUGAAAUGUACAUUGACAACAUCCACUUUGUACACUAACAUUCUGCCUGGUACAUUUGUGACAUUUUAUUAUGUACACACUGUAUGUAUAUUUCAUGUGGUAAAGCACAAAUAAACAUUGUUAUAUUUAUUUGUCAUUUAAGAAAUUAAACGGAGAAAUACUUGUCU